Molecule: messenger RNA, 2058 nt
Organism: Cyclocybe aegerita
Lineage: Eukaryota; Fungi; Basidiomycota; Agaricomycetes; Agaricales; Hemipholiotaceae
Source: the annotation of a GenBank genome assembly
AUGGAUAUCCAGGAGCCCUUGUUGGCGGUCCAAGGGGAUAACACGACCGAAAAAUCCAAGUCACUGAAGCGUCGAUACCACGAACUCGAGCAGGCAGCCAGUGAUGAAUUUGGCGCAGGAGCAAAUCAUGCUUAUCCUCGCGAGACGCAAGAGAACGGCGCGAGAGCUCUGCAACGCAGGUCGCAAGGUGGUGCUGCCAUUGCCGCCGUUGCAGCAGCAGCAGCAGAGGCGGAAGCUGCCGCGGCUGCCCAGGCAGCCGGCCGAAUACCUCAGACAACGGCAUCAUCCCUCGAUCCCGCAAUGGAGAGCAUAGUCAAAGUCGCGGAAGCGGCAGUUGCUGCUCAGAAUGCUGCCAAACUGGCGGCCUCACAACCGAUUCAGGCCGACCCUACUCUUGACCCAACACUCGCGACGCCCACUGCGACGGCUCAGACCGACAGCAACACGUCGAACCCAACCCCCAGUACGUCUUCCGACACUAGUGGUUCAAGCACAGCUACUACCUCAAGCACCACUACACCUAUACCUGGAAGCCUGAGCAAUAACCCCUACCUCAGCCUCAGCACAAAUCUUCUCGCACGUGCCGGCAUUUCGCCUACAACACCGACGGCACACAUGUUUAUGCCCUACCCCUUCUUCUACCCAACACCAGCCACGCCGGUGGGCACACCCGUUACGCCGAACACGCCAACGUACUCCAUACCGUACAACCCUUAUUACUACCUCGCUACGCCAAUGGCGCCCAGUCCGAACGGGAUGUACCCGCCUGCGCCUGGUUUCCCGCAAGCACCACAACGCCCACCACCUUCACCUGAACCGCAGAAAAUCAAACCGAAACGGCUGAAAGCUCACACCGUCGUAACGAAGAGUUUCAGCAUCCCUAUGGUCCCACGCGACAAGAUGGGUAAACCGAUGUUGCCUCUGAAUGUCGGCAUUAUGACAGUGAUCAGCCUUGGUCAAGUGUGCCUGCGCGAACAUUUCCACACUGAACGGUAUAUCUUCCCGGUCGGAUAUGAAGUGACAAGACGAUAUCUAUCAACAAUAGACCCCUCCAUUGAGGUGGUGUACCACUGCACUAUUCUUGACGGUGGUGAUGGUCCAAAGUUCCAGAUCAUCCCGGCUGAUCGACCCGACAAGCCGGUUAUCGCUGGCACUGCGACGGGAGCUUGGUCGAACAUCGUCAAGCAGGCAAACGCCAUCCGAAAUCGUCAGCACUCAAACUCUGUGUCUGGCCCUGACUUCUUCGGACUUGGACAGAACACGAUUAAGCACCUGAUCCAGGAGCUACCUAACACCGACCGGCUUCGUGAUUAUGUCUGGCAGAACUUCGUGGAGGGCGGACCACUUGGCGGAAGACACGCCGCCGUGAUACCUGCUUUACCGGAGGAAUACGACGCGUCAAUGCCCAUCGGCGCCUACUAUCCACGCAGAGACUCUUCAGACCCCAGUGUGCCACGAGGUCUAUCACAUUACCCUCAACACAUCAUCGCUCAGGCCCAGAAAGCAGCGCAAGCUAAUAGAGAGACGGAUGCACACAGUGCAGGGUCUUCUAACUCUGCCUCGUCCCCUUCCUCUUCGAGCACGCCUCAGCAGAUGACACCUGGAUCGUCUCAGAACGGCCAACCCCAAAUCAUACUUCAGAGUGCGAGCAACGGGCAUGGAUUGACGAUUCAACAAUACCAACCCCCUUUGGCCCAGCCUCAAGCUCAGGCUCAGGCUCAAACGCAAGCCCAGCCGCAAAGGCCGGAGAAACGUACCACGAGGAGCAGCGCAGCUGCGUCCGCGUCCGCGUCCGCUGGACCUGCACGAAGUACACGGUCGACGGCGCGUGGAAGCCAGCAGCAGCAAGCUCAACAAGCUUCUCAACCGCAGCCCCAACAGCCGCCACAACAUCAACAACAGCCUAUUUCUGCACCGGCUGGAGGUUUUGUUGUUACCAAUGGUACGCCCAUGUUGAACGCAGACGGGACAAUGCCCACGACGUUCGUCGGGAUCAUGAGCGCGUAUCCCAUACCUGCGAAUGGUGCUGUCGCGGACAGCAUGGCCGCUCCUACCUGA